AUGCUGCAAUUCAGGGCAGACGAGGCACAUAUGUCUGGUGGCGAGUCUAUUACUCAGGACUACAGCAGUCGCGCCGCCGAAAAUAUUGCCGAGCACGUCUCAAACGAUGCACUUGAGUCAUCGAUUCCCGUUCAUCCUCUGGGAGUGAAGCCUUUGGGGAAUCAGUAUUUCGCAUCUGGCAGUAACGCACGGCGGAACAUCGGGGCUUUCCAAAUACUCCCUGAUGAGGCGUUGAUGCUUUUACUUGAACAGUUUGAUGCACAUAUUCUCCAGGUGCUGGGAUACACUUGCAAAUUUUUGUUUGCAUUCUGCAGCUCGGAUGAUCUGUGGAAGACUCUAUUUCUCGAAUCACAUGAAGAGAAUCCUCGCCCUUUUGAGUGGUUUGGCUCUUGGAGAUCCAGCCUCCUUGGCUUCAGCAAGGAAAAAAAUGCGAAAGUAGACUGCGGCACCGUGUUCUCCGAUGUUCUGCAUCGUCCCUUUGUUUGCAGCCAUGUGCCUUUGGCAGGAUAUGCCGCCGGGAUUCCCAAACAGAAUCAAAUCAGGAAGUUCCCAGAUUUGACAUACGAUGAUUUCGCGGACAAAUGGAGCAGCACUCCAUUCGUGCUCACCAAGGUCGUGCCUGCUUGGCCCGUAUACAACCAAUGGACCCUCGAAACCUUGUUGAGCAAAUAUUCCGAUGUCAGUUUUAGGGCCGAGGCCGUAGAUUGGCCAUUCUCAACGUACUACCAGUACAUGCUCGAUACCAAGGAUGAAAGCCCUCUGUACCUGUUUGACAAAAGGUUCGCUGAAAAGAUGGACCUCACCAUUGGACAGCAAGAUGGUGCUGCUUACCGAAAUCCUGACUGUUUCGGGCCCGACCUGUUUGAACUCCUCGGAUCCGACCGUCCAGCACAUCGUUGGCUCAUUAUCGGUCCAGAAAGGAGCGGCUCAACAUUCCACAAGGAUCCAAAUGCAACCAGUGCAUGGAACGCAGUCAUCCAGGGGACCAAAUAUUGGAUCAUGUUCCCUCCAUCAGUGCAGGUGCCUGGCGUGUACGUAUCCGAGGACAACAGCGAGGUUACCAGCCCUCUCAGCAUUGCGGAGUGGCUUUUAGAGUUCCAUGCCGAGGCCCGCAUGAUUCCCCAGUGCGUCGAGGGCGUAUGCAACGCCGGAGAGGUUCUCCAUGUUCCCAGUGGCUGGUGGCAUUUGGUGGUGAACUUGGAGGCUGGCAUUGCCUUGACACAGAAUUUCGUGCCGAAAUCUCACCUUUCGGACGCGCUGAGUUUUCUUCGAGACAAGCCUGAUCAAGUCACCGGAUUCAAGAGGGACAUAAAAGAUCCCUAUGAACUGUUUCGGAGUGGCCUCGAGCAGAAACACCCUGAGCUGCUUGAGAAGACUUUGGAGGAGCUUGAGCAGCGUGCGCAAAGGAAGAGAAAGUGGGAUGCCGCGGUCGGACCACAUGGAGAAGCAGAGGAGAAUGGUGGUGGCGGUGGCUUCACAUUUGGUUUUGGUGGCGGUGAUGACGACGACAUCCCCUAA
Molecule: messenger RNA, 1518 nt
Organism: Pyricularia pennisetigena
Lineage: Eukaryota; Fungi; Ascomycota; Sordariomycetes; Magnaporthales; Pyriculariaceae
Exons: 2
Coding region: 1-1518 (505 amino acids)
Cellular component (GO): nucleus
Molecular function (GO): cis-regulatory region sequence-specific DNA binding; protein binding
Source: RefSeq, a predicted model, not a curated record